Linum tenue is the source of this 984-nucleotide messenger RNA. The record is from the annotation of a GenBank genome assembly. NCBI's taxonomy places the organism in Eukaryota, Viridiplantae, Streptophyta, Magnoliopsida, Malpighiales, Linaceae.
GAGUAAUGAUGAUCUCUACUUGUUUGUUUCUUUUGUUGGGUACAGAGAUUGUAAAGAGAGCUCAGGAAGUGAAGACUAGAGAGAUACACAUAAAAGGAGCAGGACAGGCUUGGAAAUGGCUUCAGUGGUGAAGGGUGUGGUGAAUGCUAUCAAAGAGAAAGGCGUUGGUGGCUUCUUGCGGGAGCUGAGAGGAGAAGGCUACUUGAAGUGCAUUUUGGAUGGGAACCUUUUGCAAACCAAAAUCCACAAUAUAGGGGCAACAGUUGUUGGGGUCGACAAAUUUGGCAACAAGUACUAUGAGAAGCUGGGAGAUACCCAAUAUGGGAGGCACCGUUGGGUUGAAUAUGCAGAGAAAGGUCGAUAUAAUGCUUCUCAGGUGCCACCAGAAUGGCAUGGUUGGCUUCAUUUUAUAACUGAUCAUACUGGAGAUGAGCUUUUGAUGCUGAGGCCAAAGAGGUAUGGCGUGGCUCACAGGGAGAAUCUCUCUGGAGAAGGUGAAGAUCAGAUUUACCACUCUAAAGGACAUGCACUCAAUCCGGGGCAGAAAAACUGGACUAGGUACCAGUCCUGGGAACCAGCAAAGAAAGAGUAAUAAUCUGAAGAUCCAGACUCGGGUAAAUUUGGAAAUCCUGAGUGUUGCAGUCCAAUUCCCAUCAAUAAGUGCAUUGGAACUUGUCUUGUUUGUCUGCAUUUGCAUAGCUCUAAAAAGACAUAGUUUUCAGACGUCAGCCCAUAUGAAUACAUAGUCAUGGUAUUAUGCUGGUUGAUGUGUGGUUCCUGUAAUAUCAGAAUGCUGUCGCAAUUGUUUCACCAGUGAAAGAUUUGGUAAGAAUGUGAAAUGCUCUUGUGUUUUCAUUGCCAACGGAAGUGCCUUAUAGCAUAUGAGCCCUUGAUAUGCUGCAUGCAUGCAUGCCAGAGCCAGAACAUGGAUCCUUUCUCAACAUCUAAAGUGCAAAUGGGUGGUGCCCAUUUCGCAUGUUCUCU